AUGGCCUCACAGUUGUGGCGAAUUAUUGAUUCGGACCAGUUGAUUCUUUACAUUUGGUCACUGAUGACUGUCUUAUGUUUGACAACUACGUGGGUUAUGUGUAAAGGAUCUAAGAAAGCACCAAUCACAUCAGCUGAACCUCCACCUCCACCACCACCAGCACCUGAACCUCUUCAUAAAAAAGAUGAAUUGAUUCAAGAGAAUCAGAAGAGUAAAAUUGGAAAAGUAGCAGAAGGAGCACCGAAACAAAAAGAUGAAGAAAAGAAAGAAAAGGAUGAAAAAGAUGGGAAAGAGAAAGAAAAAGAGAAAGAAAAAGAAAAGAAAUCUGAGAAAAAAGAUAGUAAAAAAUCGAAGAAGGAAGAUGAAAAAGAAAAUAAACCGAGUGAGGAAAAGAAGGAAGAAAGUAAAGAAGUGAAGAAAGAAGAGCCGAAAAAAAUAGAUCCAAAAGGGAAGGAUGCAUUUAAAAAACCAGAGGAUGAGAAUGCUGUAGCUCCGAAAAAAGAUCCAAAUUAUCAGACUCUUUGUGGACUGAAUAAUGAUCUGUUUGGGCCAGAUAAAAACCCGAAAAAACAGUUCAAAGCACCAACGAAAGUUGAAAAAGCUGAUGUAAAAGAUCCGCAAUAUGAAACAUUGAAUGGACUCGGAGAAGAUCUUUUUAAAGAAGAAAAGAAGGAUGAUGAUGGAAAGAAAAAGGAGUUCAAACCGCCAGAGAAAGUUGCGAAAGCAGAUGCAAAAGAUCCACAAUAUGAGACUUUGAAUGAGGUGGAUAAGGGAAUUUUCAAUAAUAAUAAUAAUGAAGAAGAGAAGAAGUCAAAGAAGACAAAUGUUGAGAAGAAAGAAGAGAGGAAGGAAGAGAAUAAGGAAGAGAAAGAGGAAGAGAAGAAGGAAGAGAAUAAGGAGGAAAAGGUGAAGAGUGAAGAAAAGAAGGAAUAA
Caenorhabditis remanei is the source of this 933-nucleotide messenger RNA. RefSeq lists its product as uncharacterized. Lineage: Eukaryota; Metazoa; Nematoda; Chromadorea; Rhabditida; Rhabditidae. The transcript is spliced from 3 exons. The coding region runs from base 1 to 933 and encodes 310 amino acids. The record is from RefSeq and is a predicted model, not a curated record.